CAUGUAGUUUCUACAGGGCGAUCUAUUUUUUGAGUGCCCCAAGGGCAAGUGCGAGAUUUUUGUUGGCCAUGUUGCGUGCAAUGAUGGAGCAGGAUGAUGGGGCUCGUAUGGUGGACAAUGUGGGCUUGGAGCAAAGCAUGGGAUCCGCGGUGCAGAAACUGAACGCCUUGGGCACCAAGAGCUUCUCAGAACCCGUGAUCCGCCAUGCUGCGGAGCACGCUUUCAAGCCACAUCAGAACCGGGAGGAGCGUUCUCACUUGGGCUUGGUGCGUUUCCGCAAGCAGCACAUGGUGCCGGAUGUGGGUGGCCUCGGUUGGAGAACGAAGACUGGACAUCUGUUGAAGAACCAGAGCUACUUCCCGCAGACCAAAGUGAACAUCUGGGAUGUCCCUGCCUGUGCUGGAGUCAACACUUGGCAGGAUUGGCACGGGCCAAAGAUGGCAACAGAUGCCGAGAUGAACUCUUGGCAUGCUUGGAUGGAGCGAUUAGAUCGCUUUGAUGAGGAACAGGCCGAUUGGGAAGCGAAGAAACUCUUCGUCAACACCGUGCGUGCACAGACGUUGGAUCGUUUUGCCAAUCGCAAGAUCAAUCGCAGCAUGUUGGAGUCCCAACCCACUUGGGCGCCGCAUCAUCGCGCCAGACGGGAGGUACAUUGGACCAACGAGACCUUUGAGUCCAGUAUGGGCGAGAAACCACAGAAGGAGCUGCAGAAGGUCUAUACGGAUCUGGUUCUGCGGCGCGAUCGUCAGGGGAUUCGGCAGAUUGCGAAGCGCAUCCAAAACGAAGAGACCUGGAAGGUGGUCUAUAAGCAGGUCGAACAGGAGCGUCGCGCGGACAUCCGUGCAGAUCUACAAGAGCGGCAGGCGCACACGGAUCGCUUGAUGGCAAUGUCUGGACAGCCCGUGCAGCAGGAUAGACGGCGCGAGCCGUUGCCUAACAACUGCUCGCAGAGAAGCGAGGAGCUCUCCUUGCCCCGUUCCUUGUGGAGACCCAAAGAUGUGACACAGCUCACGGACUUUAGGGGCCUCGUUCAUGCGGACAGUGAAUUUGCGCUGGAGACGCUCUUCCCGGGCUUCGGCCAUGAGUUGAGCACUGAGUUUAGAGCAGCCACCACCAGGAGUGUUGAGCCGGGUUGGCCUCCCCCACCGGUUGCUCCAACACCUCGACGACAUCGCGGGCCAUCCCGAGAAAAGGCGAUCAAAAAGGGCGCCACGGUGAUGAAGGGUUCCAUCCCUGUGUCCAAACAUCGCCUGCAACGGAUCGGCACACGCACCAAUGAAGACCUCCUGGCGGAGCAUUCCAAGGCACAGUUCUUGCGGACCAUGGCGCCUCCGGCGCCUCCGCAGAAGAUCACGCUCUUGGAGGAGGACUUCUCUCCAAAGGUCACCCAGAUGGACCCCGCGAGGGUCACGGGCAGCUUCGCGCGGACGGAGCAUACGCGCCAUCCCACGUCGCCCAAGGCGCAGGAGAGUUUGCCACCCCCACGGCGGUCCAUGGUCUACAACGUCAUGGUGGAAUCCCAACCGGCUUCGCCCAAGGCGAGUAAGAAGGGAUUUGCCUCGGCUGUGAGUUCAGUGAGAUCGUUGAGGUUGAGUGCUUCAGCACCACAGCUCUGGCCACUUCAUUUUGAUGGAGAGCCUUCACAGGUGAUGUCGAAUGUUUGUGCUGACCUCGAUGACUUCGAGGCACGUGUGACUCCAAUGCCACGCAUCAGCAACUUCUUCUCUGAGGAUCAUUACCGUCCGCGAGCAUCUUCGGUAUGUCAAUGAUCGCCGGUGGGGAGGCUGGAAGAACAUUCUUCUCCUUCAAAGCUUAAGAUCU
Cladocopium goreaui is the source of this 1821-nucleotide messenger RNA. The record is from the annotation of a GenBank genome assembly. NCBI's taxonomy places the organism in Eukaryota, Dinophyceae, Suessiales, Symbiodiniaceae.